This is a messenger RNA of Penicillium lagena, 1113 nucleotides long. RefSeq names its product fungal specific transcription factor domain-containing protein. NCBI's taxonomy places the organism in Eukaryota, Fungi, Ascomycota, Eurotiomycetes, Eurotiales, Aspergillaceae. The transcript has a single exon. Gene Ontology annotation, cellular component: nucleus. The record is from RefSeq and is a predicted model, not a curated record. Bases 1 to 1113 code for a protein of 370 amino acids.
AUGAUGCAAUUACUGGAACAACGUAAGACACAAGGCGACGAUAAUGCAGUCUAUCAUGAGCUUCGGAUCCGAAUCUGGCUGGCGCUUCUCGCUGCGGACAAUUGGUGCUCUUCGAGCCUGGGCUUCCCUCGCGAGAUGAAAGACUGGUCUCGACCGGCUCGGUUACCCAUGGAUGAGAACCUGUUUGCCGAUAUGGAUCCAGAUGAGCCAUUGAUCGACCAGAACGAGCCUUGUAAGAGCCCUGGUCUAUGGGCACACAUGGCCACGCUCAUCGAAGUGUUCAGCCCUAUCCAGGAACUCAACUGGAGGGUCGCCAAUUGCGAGGGGCUGCAUCCAGAUCAAAUCGAGCAGGACACGGAUCAUCUUGCACGACUGUUGGAUGACUGGCAAAAUAGACUUCCACACGAUGUACAAUUGACGGAGUCGAACCUCAUAGAGCACAGCGAGCGAGGCACCGGGGGCAUCUUCAUGGGCCUCCAUCUUGGCUUUCACCACUACGCUACCUUACUUUUCUACCAGUAUCUCGAUACACGAAACAUGCUGAGUAUGCGUGCCCGGCAGUUUGCAGCUCGAUGUAAACAUCACGCUCUCAGUUAUAGCUCGUGGCUCGCCCGUGGGAGACGACAGCCCGGAUGCGAAGCCGUGUAUCCAACCGUCGGCCACAUGGCGAUUGUAUCCUCUUCCGUUAUUCUUCAUACUUUGCUUUUUGGAGAAGAAAACGAGCUUCCGCGGUCACGUCACUGCCUUGAAGCGAAUUUUGAGGCGCUUCUCGAGUUAGAAGAGUACUGGCCCAUUGUUAAACCCAUGGUAAAUUUUCUACCCUUUCCUCGAGAAAUCGAAUGGCCUUCUUUUGUUCGUCUUCGUUCCCUUUCAGCUGACAAUCUGCCCAAGAUUAAUCGAUUGAUGCAUUUCCAAAACAACUGCCUGCUCCUCUCUCACUAUAAUCAAACCCAUCGUCUCGAUCGUUGGAUGGUGCGAUUUCUCUUCGAGUAUGCGUUACCACUUGAGACCAAGGCCAUUGACCCACACACGGCAUGGGAAAUGGAAAUUAUCUCCGCACAGGCACAUAUCUUCUCUGAGAAAGGUCGAUUGCCCGCGUUUGGGGCUAGCUAG